AUGUCAUCAAAAACUAUUCCGGAAAUUCCGUCUAAAAGUAUCGGGACUGAAAAUACUUAUUCAACUAUAAAUUAUCGAAAGAAGGGAUUAAAUGAUGAUAUGCCAAAAUAUGCAACAUUAACAAAAAUACGAAAGGCAGCAAAAUUUGAGCGUCUCACAAAUCAUCGUAAACAAGAAUGGCUGGAAUCCGGUACAGAAAAUGGUUUUAUCAGGCUUUAUGCACCAGUCGGAUCACGAUCUUUGAUUUAUCCAGCAACACUUCAAACAACUGUUCAGGAUAUUUGUUCUAUUUUGGGUUUUGAAAGUUUAUAUCUUCAAAUUGGUGGCUCUAAAAUUAGUAAUCUGACAGCAGGAGCAUAUCCACUGCAAUUGCAAAAUCAAAUUCUGUCAAAUAUUGGGUAUGAAACACAAGCGGAAUGUAUGGCAGCUGGUGAUGCGUUACAUUUAACCCAUCUUUUUUGCUUCUUUAUAGGUCGUCCAGAGCAAGCAGCUAGUGGAGAAGCAUCCAACGAAAUACUCAUAGCGUGGUGUCACGUGCGCAAAGGUCGACUGUUGCAAAAAUGGAUUAAACGUCGUUGUACGCUUUAUAAUGGAACGAUCCGUAUUGAACAUGAUAACGGUGACGAGAUUUUAUUACUUAGUCGGUAUCGUGUUGAUGUAACGGAAGGAAGUCGUGGAAAGUAUCUUCGUCUAACAGAUUCCUCAAACGUUUAUAACUUACAUUUUGAAGCAAUCGGUGAAAUGAAUCUUUGGCUUACUCGUUUACUUCAAACUCAAAUGGCACCAAACUGUGAUUUAAGUGAUCAUCGUUUAUUGUUGCUACCUGAUGAACUAUUCUCGGUUGGCGUUAUUCGUCAAAUUGUUACAUUAAAUUUGCGCAGGAAUUCAUUACAAUUUCGUCCAAGUAAUCAGAUCCAAAACCCACUUCUCGGAUGGCUUGAUGACGUGGGUCGUUUACAUUCUCUGCGUUCAUUGAAUAUCGCUGACAAUUCGCUUUAUCAUUUUCCAAUUUCAGUAACUCACCUCAAUAAUCUUACCGAACUUAUACUUUCCGGAAAUCGUAUGUCUUACAUUCCAGCACAAAUUGCUGAAUUAAUCAAUUUAACAGUACUAAAUGUUAGCAAUAAUUGGUUGCAAACAGUACCGGAAGAGCUUUCACAGUGUGUGAUGUUAUCGAAAUUGGAUUUAAGUUUCAAUCGUUUUAAUCAGAUUCCGGAUAUUCUGUUCACAUUGAAACGAAUCCAACAUCUUGAAAUGGCCGGUAACAAUAUUGAAGUUUCAGCGUUGCAUUUUCUCCCUUGCAUUCAUGCACCGAAAAUUGAUUUACGUCGAAAUGCAUUGACAGGUACGGUACGUUUGACUUCAUUUAUUUGUUUUGCACUGACAGAAUUGGAUAUUCGUGAUAAUGUAAAUUUAUUGGAAUUGGAUUUAAGUAAUUUACAUACUAUACAGAUAGUACACUGUGAAAGGCUUCAUCUAACAAAUCUUCAAGUGAAUGGUACCAACCUCAAAUAUCUCUAUGCUGAUAAUAAUGAAUUAUCACAAGCAAUAAUAAUGCCUGUGCCAAUUCAUCUAGUGAUAUUUUCGAUCUCAUUCAACCGUUUUACUUCAUUACCGGAAUGGCUGACAGAUUUGCAACAUAUUGAAACAAUUUCUGUCCAUCAUAACCUUAUCCUAUACUUACCGCACAGGAUUUUCAUGAACGUAAGCAAAUUAAAAAAUCUGUAUGCAAACAAUAAUAAAAUUGAGCAUCUACCAGAUGUUAUCGAAAAUUGUUCGUUGGAAGUUUUAUCGUUGCAUAAUAACCGCAUCAAUGCAUUACCGAAUGAACUAUUAAAAGCAGCGAAUAAGCUCAAAAAUCUGAAUGUUUCAUGUAAUCAACUUAAAAGGCUUCCAACUGCAAACACAAUGCUUGACCUGAAUAGGCUUCAAUUUCUUCGAGCAGCUCAAAAUUUUCUGGAUGAAAGUGUCAUUAGUGUUGUGGUAUCAUGUCGACGUCUACGCUUCUUAGAUCUUUCUUAUAAUCACCUUAAAUUUUUUGAUGACAGUUGUUUGAGCCGUUUGGUAGCAUUAGAAGAAGUAAAUUUAUCGGCCAAUCAUCUCACUUCCGUUGCAACUUCAUUUACACAAUUACCUAAUUUACAAGUUCUCCGAAUACAUUCGAAUGAUAUCACAGCAAUUCCGGAUUUCUCGCAAUCACCGCAACUGCAUUUGCUGGACAUUUCAAACAACGAAUUUAGAGAUUUGGAUACCAAUUUAUGUAUGGCAAAAACCUUAAAACAUCUUGAUCUCACCUGUAAUUACAUGUUACAAAUUGAUACCGAUAAUAUUAAGCCAAAAAAAGAAGGUCAAGCAGUAUCGGUAGUGAACGUUGGUAGUGAAUGCAACUGUAACACAUUUCACGUUGGCUUCAGUGAAUCAGCUGGACAACGAAACAAACUAUGUGUACGACAACUUCGAUCAAAUUCAAAUAUGAAAGCAAUUUUCGGUAUUAUUGAUGGUGGAAAUAAUGAUCAGAUUGCACGAAUUGUAAUCGAAAAAUUAAAUGAAUUUCUUCAAAAACAGGCUUUAAUUAAUGCCUAUACCUUGAAAAUGGCUUUAAUUUAUGCACACGAACACCUCGGCCAAAUUGGUGAACGACUUGGUGCGGCAGCAAUGCUUGUUAAAAUUGAACAACAUCGAUUAUUUUUUGCAACAGUUGGAAGUAUUCGAGCAGUGUUAUGUCGUUCCGGGAAUGCCUUGCAGUUACCCAGUCAAGCGAUUACCGUAACAUCUGAAGAUUAUAUUCAGCUACGUACUGGUAAUGCAACGCUUAACCAGGACAAUUUGAUUGAUGGAAUAUGUUUAUCAGCAAGUUCACUUGGAUUUUCGUUUCUUUAUCCUGCUGUUCUUCCGAAAUCACAUCAGGAUACAGUAGAACUUACGGAAGCCGAUGAGUUUAUUAUAAUUAGUUCACGAGCAUUGUGGAAAUAUAUCACUCCUCAAGAUGCGGUGGAGAAUAUUCGAACUACACAUAAUCCACAAAUUGCAGCCAAAAAGUUGCAAGAUAUACUUCAAGCAUUUGAAUAUGUUGGUAAUGUAAGUAUUAUUGUUAUUCGGUUUAAACGAAUUCAAGAAGAAUGUUGCUAUCGAAAUAGGAUUCCGGAAAGAUCAUCUACAAUGGUUAAACCUACCUGUUCAAAAAGUGGCAUCAAUUUGUUACGUAAUAUAGAAGAACGGUUGGAACAAAUCAGUGAAGCAAUAAAUAAGAUUGAUGAUGAUUCGAAUAACAACUGUCCUGUAUUCCAGUUAUGGAGCAAAAAAGGAAGCUUUAGUACACUGGAACUAAUGCCAAAUAACAUCGACAGUAGCUGGCCAUCUGGAAGUAGUAUUAUCUCGAAGUGUAGCACUUCACGAGGUGUAUCACCUUCUAGUGCUCCACCAGAUCCGCACAAUGAUCAAAUAUUAACUGAUCGAUUUUCGAUCCGUAAAAAAAUUGAUAUGUAUGAUCGCCUUAGUGCUGUAGCUAUUGCCGAUAGUAAAGAACGCUUUCAACGUGCUCGAUCAAAUGUUAGCGAACAACUUAGACUACGAACUCCGGAAGGAAAAAUCAUGAAAUUAUACAAAGUAUAA
Messenger RNA from Cercopithifilaria johnstoni, 3612 nucleotides. The record is from the annotation of a GenBank genome assembly. Lineage: Eukaryota; Metazoa; Nematoda; Chromadorea; Rhabditida; Onchocercidae.